UCCCCGUGUCAUCUUCAUUUCCUCCUUACAUGAGCUUACUUGUAAAGCAAUAUUAGGAAUAGUUGACAGCCGGCGAGCAAACGCAAGAGGUGACAGAGCACAUAGAUCUGUACUUGUGGUACAGACAGAGGAUUUUUUUUUUUCUUCUCAGAAAGUUAGACAUUUAGAGAAGUCAUGAUACACAGUGGCUUCUCCGAAAUUGAUUCUAUCGUUCUUUAAUUUUAAUUAUUUAAGUACAUUUUUGGUGUUUAAUAUUCCUAAGGAGUUUCAGAGGAGCGUGUUAAAACUGACCUGUGCGGCUGGAGGGUUGGCUGAGCUGUGGGGAAACUUCUGGUGCACAUUUAAAUCCAAGUAUCCCUUUCUUGCCAAACCAGGCCAUUUUACCAUCAGUCCCAACAUCCCAGUUGGAGUGUGAUCUGGUGGGAUGGCAGAGGGCAGUGUGGGUACAUGCCCCCAGGUGUUUGUGGUGGACAGCCAAGCCAACUACGUCACUGUGCACAGUGGGAAAAAACCAAGAUGGGCGAGAGUGGGCCAGAGGUUUCUUUUUUUGAUGGUGGGACUUGCCCUGUUUGGACUUGUUGUCGAGGGAUGUUUUAUCUACAGUCUAUACAAAAAAACGCAGGAAUUUUCCCUCUGUAAGUCUCAUCCUCUCUGCCAUAACAUGUCCAAUUCCCAAACAUCUGGUCAGCAGGUAAGUGUGGGUGUCCAGUUCACAUAUCUGUGGCCCCUGUGCCGUCACUGUCGUGCUGCUGUGUGUGUGGGAGUUUUCAGCUUUUUUCUGUUUCAGGGUGGCACCAUGAGUCAAGUUGGACCUAAAGAGUCCAAUGAGAUUCCCACAGUGCGACCACAUCUAGAACAGGUCCAACAGAGACCCUUUGCUCAACUGAUAGGCUCCAACAAUCCUAUAGGGGCAAACAAUGUGGUACAGUGGGAACAUAAAGUUGGGGAAACCAUCACCUACAACAUGGGCUACGAAAAUGGCCAGUUGUUGGUUGAGAAGGACGGUUACUACUACCUCUACUCCAAAGUGACAUUAAAUGCUGUAGAAGAGUGUUUGCUUAUCGAGCACAUGGUCAUGAAGAACACCAGUGCCUAUGAUAAAUCUAUAGAACUUAUGCAUUCAAAAAGUCUCCGCUGCCGGACCCCGAAACCUUCGACUGCAAAGGCUUCACAAGGGGAUGAUCUGUGGAACAGUUUCCUGGCUGGGAUCUUCCACCUGCGGAGCGGAGAUAAAAUUUUUGUCAUGUUGAAGAAUAUUCAUAAGUUGCUUCCAGGACCUGCUGAAAACCUCAUGGGAGCCUUUAUGAUAUUUCCAGGCAAUAUGCAACAAUAAUUCCUUCGUCCCAGAACAGAUUAUACGUCUCUGUGCUACACCAUGAAUUGUACAUAUAUCUAUAUAUAUAUGAUCUAAAUUAUACUGUACUCAAUGAAUGUUUUUGACUCCCUUAUGAAUAAUUAACAAAUGGUAGUGAUAUCAU
Molecule: messenger RNA, 1478 nt
Organism: Etheostoma cragini (Arkansas darter)
Lineage: Eukaryota; Metazoa; Chordata; Actinopteri; Perciformes; Percidae
Product: tumor necrosis factor ligand superfamily member 14-like
Exons: 6
Coding region: 425-1333 (302 amino acids)
Biological process (GO): immune response
Cellular component (GO): membrane
Molecular function (GO): tumor necrosis factor receptor binding
Source: RefSeq, a predicted model, not a curated record